Molecule: messenger RNA, 3649 nt
Organism: Saprolegnia parasitica CBS 223.65
Lineage: Eukaryota; Oomycota; Saprolegniomycetes; Saprolegniales; Saprolegniaceae
Exons: 5
Coding region: 9-2720 (903 amino acids)
Biological process (GO): maturation of SSU-rRNA from tricistronic rRNA transcript (SSU-rRNA, 5.8S rRNA, LSU-rRNA); endonucleolytic cleavage of tricistronic rRNA transcript (SSU-rRNA, 5.8S rRNA, LSU-rRNA); ribosome biogenesis
Cellular component (GO): nucleus; 90S preribosome
Molecular function (GO): GTP binding; GTPase activity; U3 snoRNA binding
Source: RefSeq, a predicted model, not a curated record
AGUUGACCAUGGACAAGGACCUCCUGGGCAAGCGCACCAAGCAGCACCGCAAGUCCACGAGCGGCGCCAAGGUCAACAAGAAGAAGCGCAACGACGCGCAGAAGAACGAGCAGGCCAAGAAUGCCAAGAACAACCCGAAGGCCUUUGGCGUCUCCAAGAUUGGCAAGGCCAAGCGCAUGACGCAGCGCAACCUUGACAAGGCCCACCAAAAGGAGUACGUGCCGCAGGUGGACCGCAUGGAGGACACGCCGCCGCCUGUCUCGGUCGUCGUCAUGGGCCCGCCUGGCUCGGGCAAGUCGACGCUCAUCCGGUCGCUCGUCAAGCGCUACACGCGCCACAACAUUGGCGAGAUCAAGGGCCCGGUCACGGUCAUUAGCGGCAAGGACCGCCGCAUCACGUUCUUCGAGUGCCCCAACGACCUCAACGCAAUGAUCGAUCUGGCCAAGAUUGCCGACCUCGUCUUGCUCAUGGUCGACGCUAGCUUUGGUUUCGAGAUGGAGACGUUCGAGUUCCUCAACAUCCUUCAAGUCUCGGGCUUCCCCAAGGUCAUGGGCAUCCUCACGCACCUCGACAAGUUCAAGAACAACAAGAGUCUGCGCCAGACCAAGAAGCGCCUCAAGAGCCGCUUCUGGACCGAAAUUUACCAGGGCGCCAAGCUCUUUUACUUUUCCGGCAUCGUCUCCAACAAGUACCCCAAGGGCGAAAUCAACAACAUGAUGCUGUACAUUGCGCGCAUCAAGUUCCGCCCGCUCACAUGGCGCAACUCGCACCCGUAUCUGCUUGUCGACCGCUUUGAAGACGUGACGCACCCCGACGCGAUCCAGCAAAACCCCGUGUGCGAUCGCAAGAUCACGCUGUACGGGUACCUCCGUGGCACGCACCUCAAGCCCGGCAUGAAGGUCCACGUCGCCGGCGCCGGCGACUUUUACAUGGAGUCGGUCACGUCGCUCCCGGACCCGUGCCCGCUGCCGUCCAAGAGCAGCGACAAGGUCAAGAAGCAUCUCUCGCAGAAGGACAUUAUGCUCUACGCGCCCAUGUCCGACGUCGGCAACAUUAUGUUUGACAAGGACGCCGUGUACAUCAACCUCGGGACCGUCAACUACUCGAAGAAGGACGACAUUGAGGGCGACGGCGACGAGACCGUCCAAGGCAAGGGCGGCGAAGGCACGGACAUGGUCCAGAGUCUCCAGCAGAUCGAGUCGGGCCUCGGCAUUGACGAGCGUCUCAAGGGCGCAACCAUGUCGCUCUUCAAGAACACGGCGGCGAUCCGCGCGGACGAGCUCGACAGCGAUGACGACGUCCAGGACGACGAAGAUGACGCUGACAGCGACGAUGACGACGACGACGACGACGAGGACGAAGAUGACGACGAUGAUGACGAGGACGCGUCCAAGGCGCGCAAGUCCAACCCGAAGGAGAGUAUCGAGACGGACGCGUCGGGGCGCGUGCGUCGCCGCGCUGUCUUUGACAUGAACCAGGCCGACUCGGGCAACGACGACGAAGCCAUGCGUGACGGCUCGUCCUCGGACGACAAUGACAGCGAAGACGAAGAUGAGGACGAAGACGAGGAAGAAGAAGCGCCGGCGUCGGCGGAGGCGUCGCAGAUGCGCUGGAAGGACAAGCUUGUCGAGCGCGCGGCCAUGAACUUUCUCGAGCGCGAGCAGAGCGACAUCAACCUCAUGGAGCUCGUGUACGGUGCGACGGAGAAGCUGCACAUUGCGGACGCUGAUGCUGCCCGCGCCAACGACAGUGAGAACGACGACGACGAUGACGACGACGAUUUCUUCCGGCCCAAGAACGCCGCCAACAAGAAGAAGGACAAGAAGUCGGCGUCGGCCGCGGACGAUGGCGAUGACAUCAACAGCCUCGACUCGAGCAAGUACGUUCCGGCCGAGCUCCAGGCGUGGGACAUGCCCGACCUCCUCGAGAGUCUCCGCAACAAGUUUGUCACGGGCUCGUGGAAGAAGCCGACGGCCGGUGACGACGACGUCGACAUGGGUGACGAUGACGUCGAUGGGUCGUUUGAGGACCUGGAGACGGGAGAAGUCCAUCGUGGCAUGGACGACGAUGCGAACGACGACGACGACGACGUUGGCAGCGACGACGACACCCCGAAGACGAGUCGCCCGAAGAGAUGCGGAAGCGCAUCGGCGAAGAGAAGGCGCGGAAGCGCGCCAACUUGGACUCGGACGACGACAAGGACAAGGAAGAGGAGGACGAAGAGAUCACCGAGAUCAUGGCCGAGGCCAAGCGUCUCAAGGAAACCCAAGCGCUUCGCAACGCCGAAGAGUUUGGCAAGGAAGGCGAAGACACGCGUCUCCAGCUCGAGGGCUUCCGCAACGGGCUCUACGUGCGCAUCGAGAUCCACGGUGUCCCGAGCGAGUUUGUCACGUGCGCCAACCCGACGACGCCGAUCGUGGUCGGCGGCCUCCUCCCGCACGAACACGCCCUUGGCCUCAUGCGUCUCCGCAUCAAGAAGCACCGCUGGCACCGCAAGGUGCUCAAGGCCAACGACCCGCUCGUGUUUUCGAUUGGCUGGCGGCGGUUCCAGUCGCUCCCGCUCUUCUCGAUCGAAGACCAGAACGAGCGCCAUCGGUACCUCAAGUACACACCCGAGCACAUGCACUGCUCGGCGACGAUCUACGCGCCGAUCUGCCCGCCCAACACGGGUGUCAUGGCCUUCCAAAACAUGUCCAACAAGGUCGACGGCUUCCGCGUGAGCGCGACCGGCGUCGUCCUCGAGCUCGACCACACGUUCUCGGUGAUGAAGAAGCUCAAGCUCAUUGGCCACCCGACCAAAGUGCACAAGAACACGGCGUUCAUCAAGGGCAUGUUCAACACGGAGCUCGAAGUCGCCAAGUUUGAGGGCGCGAGCCUCCGCACGGUCAGUGGCAUUCGUGGCCAGGUCAAGAAAGCGCAGCGCGGCGGCAAGGGCGACUUCCGUGCGACGUUUGAAGACAAGAUUCUCAAGUCGGACAUUGUGUUUUGCCGCACGUGGGUCCCGGUCGAGCCCAAGCUGCUGUACAACCCGGUCACGUCGCUUCUCGAUCCCAAGUGGCGCCGCAUGAAGACCAUGCGCGAGCUGCGGCAGCAAAAUCAGCUCCCGAUUCCCGUCAACCCCGACUCGGUCUACAAGCCGAUCGAGCGCAAGGCCAAAAUCUUCAACCCGCUCCGCGUGCCGGCCAAGCUCCAGGCGCAGCUCCCGUUUGCGAGCAAGCCCAAGUUGGACAAGAAGAAGGGCAAGAAGACCGAGUCGUAUGUCACCAAGCGCGCGGUCGUUCUCGAGCCCGAGGAACGCAAGAAGUACGCACUCAUUCAGCAAGUCAACACGCUCCGCCGCGAAAAGAAUGCGAUCCGCGUCGCCAAGCAAAAGGAGCGGUCCAAGGAAAACCUCAAGCGCAAGGCCCGCGAAGAAGCCAAGUUUGCCGACGUGCACAAGGCCGAGAAGAAAGCCAAGUACCGCGCCGCGGGCAAGGAGGCGGCGUACCGUGCGUCCAAGGCGUAGAAGCGUUUCCACUGUAUUUCGUAUUGCUAGAUACUACAACACAUCAACCCUAGACUGCACGAGCCAGGUUGAAAAAGUUGGGUCGAGCUACAUGAACGUGAUUCGCGCUAUCGUUGUUGUAGUAUACAGUAUACACAAUUUGCA